Rhinolophus ferrumequinum (greater horseshoe bat) is the source of this 1642-nucleotide messenger RNA. It is a transcript of the gene MSRA, whose product is annotated as methionine sulfoxide reductase A. Lineage: Eukaryota; Metazoa; Chordata; Mammalia; Chiroptera; Rhinolophidae. The record is from RefSeq and is a predicted model, not a curated record. The coding region runs from base 472 to 1050 and encodes 192 amino acids. Gene Ontology annotation, biological process: cellular response to oxidative stress. Gene Ontology annotation, cellular component: cytoplasm. Gene Ontology annotation, molecular function: peptide-methionine (S)-S-oxide reductase activity. The transcript has 6 exons.
AGAGAGAGAGGGAGAGAGAGAGAGAGGCAGAGGGAGAGCUGAGGAAAGAAAAAAAGGCAAGACUUGGCACAGCUCAGUCAAAUCAGCUUCUUUUGUCUGCUUUCUCGGCUUGAGCUUCAGGAAAGAAAACCGUCCUGGGGUACAGAAAAACUCAGAACUUUUUGGUUUUCAAACUUAGAAGGCUUUUUAAGUCUCUUGGGCUAUUUGAAAGUGUUGGUACAUAUAAUGACGUUUAGUCACCAGUAUUAAGGGAAAUAAAAGCCUGUUUCAAAAUGAAGCUUCCACAGUGUCCAUGCAUUUGGGAAAUACUGUACUUGAAUUUUUGCAUGUAUGAUUAUACCAUGAGAGACAGGAUUAAUGUAGAAGAUGGCAAGGCAAAUUUGUAUUUAGAGAGGAUAUUAAUUUUCUACAAAAUAAAAGUUUGUUCAACAAUACAAACCUGCUUUCAAAUCAAAUCAGACAUCCUUCGGAAUGUGUUCAGAACCCAAACAUCAUGUCAAUGGCAGCAGAACAGUCGAACCUUUCCCAGAGGGAACACAGAUGGCUCUAUUUGGAAUGGGCUGUUUUUGGGGAGCUGAGAGGAAAUUCUGGACCCUGAAAGGAGUAUAUUCAACUCAAGUUGGUUAUGCAGGAGGCUACACUUCUAAUCCUACUUACGAAGAAGUCUGCUCAGGAAAAACGGGCCAUGCAGAAGUAGUUCGAGUGGUGUACCAGCCAGAACGCAUCAGCUUUGAAGAACUGCUCAAGGUCUUCUGGGAGAAUCAUGACCCGACCCAAGGCAUGCGCCAAGGCAACGACUACGGCUCUCAGUACCGUUCAGCCAUCUAUCCGACCUCCCCCACUGACCUGGAGGUGGCCCUGCGGUCCAAAGAAGACUACCAGAAGGUCCUGUCGGAGCACGGCCACGGCCCGAUCACCACGGACAUCCGGGAGGGACAACCUUUCUACUACGCGGAGGAUUACCACCAGCAGUACCUGAGCAAGAACCCCGACGGGUACUGCGGCCUCGGGGGCACCGGCGUGUCCUGUCCAUUGGGGAUUAGAAAGUAAUUUCUUUCCACAUGGUGGGCCCUUCGUGUCACAGCAAAACGCUUUCAACAAAUGGGGUAAUUCUUCUGUGGGUCUCGUCAAUGGCUUUUUGAAGUGCACAAAGCACAAAGGCUUUGGUAAAAAUCUGGUUUAUUGAGGUAUAAUUUACAUGAGGUACCAUGGCGAGCUGAUAACAUGUAAUUUGUCUCCUAAUCAGUUGUGGUGGGAAUAGAGCUGUGAGAUGUUUUGGGUCGUUUAGGAUCUGUCUGAAUGAGGACAGUGAAUAUGCUGCGUUCACCCUUCUUCUGCCUGGUGCCUGCCAUGGAAGCUGGGGAGGAAAGCCAGCUGUAGGGCAGGAUGGAGCAUGCUGGAAAUCCUUUAUCUGAGCCCUGUCCCACCUCACAUGCCCUUCACCCUCCAGUGCCUUAAAAUUUGCAAACAGUUAUAGCCUCAAUGAGUCACUCACUGAAAUACUUAGCUCUACUGAUCCUGUACUUGUGGAAGGCCCUGCUGAGGCAGAGAAAAUGUGAGCUAGCUGGAUAAAUUCUAAGGCAUUGCUUACAGCUAUGAGAAAUGCUUGUUCUAAUAAAAGUCUACAGUCUAAUAAUACAAA